UGGAGCAGCGGAGGAGCAGCGGAGCAGAGCAACAGAGGAGCAGCGGAGCAGCAGAGGAGCAGCAGCCAUGACGAUGCCUACGGCAGCAGGCGGAGUCUGGUGUGGAGCCUGUGUCUGAGUUCUGCUGCUGCUGUCCUGUCAUCGGCCUGGGUGUGGUUUUACAGUCUGUGGUACCGUUAGCAGGAAAUCCAGCUCCGGUCCAUUCCACUGUAAAGCGAAACAAAGGAGGACAAAUCACGACAUUUGUACGGUUGAAGCCAGCUCCUCUUCUUCCUCCUCUUCUUCUUCUUCUGCUCCUGCUCUAAAAGUAGCGCUGGGUAGUUUCCUGGAGACGGAAGACGUUUGUUUGGCGCCGUUGUUCUGAUGGGAAAAAGUUUUCUGCGGCUCUCGCUGACUCCUCGUCUCUUUUAACAAAGUCGAAUCAUUUUUUUCAACGUGAAACGGACGUGAAAGGAAGGAAAGAUGCCGAAAACGAUUAGUGUAAGAGUCACCACGAUGGAUGCUGAGCUGGAGUUCGCCAUUCAGCCCAAUACAACAGGAAAACAGCUCUUUGACCAGGUGGUAAAGACCAUUGGGCUGCGAGAGGUUUGGUACUUUGGACUCCAAUACCAGGAUACAAAGGGUUUUUCUACAUGGCUCAAGCUCAAUAAGAAGGUGACAGCCCAGGAUGUGAGGAAGGAAAGCCCGCUGCUGUUUAAGUUCCGUGCCAAAUUCUUCCCUGAGGAUGUUACAGAGGAGUUAAUCCAGGAUGCCACGCAGCGGCUGUUCUUCCUGCAGGUGAAAGAGGGAAUCUUAAAUGACGACAUCUACUGUCCUCCAGAGACGGCUGUCCUGCUGGCCUCCUACGCAGUCCAGGCCAAGUAUGCCGACUACAAUAAGGAAGUCCACGUACCGGGCUACCUGUCGAGUGAACAGCUGCUCCCUCAGAGAGUCCUGGACCAGCACAAACUCAACAAGGAGCAGUGGGAGGAGAGGAUCCAAGUGUGGCACGAGGAGCACAAGAGCAUGAUGAGAGAGGAAUCCAUGAUGGAGUAUCUGAAGAUCGCUCAAGACCUUGAGAUGUAUGGAGUCAACUACUUCAACAUCAAGAAUAAGAAAGGAACAGAGCUGUGGUUGGGAGUUGAUGCACUAGGACUCAACAUUUAUGAACAGAAUGACAAGAUGACACCCAAAAUUGGAUUUCCCUGGAGUGAAAUACGGAACAUUUCCUUCAAUGACAAGAAGUUUGUCAUUAAACCAAUUGACAAAAAAGCGCCUGACUUUGUAUUCUAUGCUCCAAGACUGCGCAUCAACAAGCGCAUUCUGGCUCUGUGCAUGGGCAACCACGAGCUGUAUAUGCGCCGCCGCAAACCCGACACCAUUGAAGUGCAGCAGAUGAAGGCUCAGGCUCGGGAGGAGAAGAAUCACAAGAAGAUGGAAAGAGCUCUGCUGGAGAAUGAGAAGAGGAAGCGAGAAGUUGCUGAGAAGGAAAAGGAAAAGAUUGAGAAGGAAAAGGAGGAAUUAAUGGAGAGAUUAAAGCAGAUUGAGGAGCAGACAAAAAAAGCCCAGCAAGAGCUGGAGGAACAAACACACAAGGCUUUGGAGUUGGAGCUUGAGAGGAAGCGAGCACAGGAGGAGGCUGAACGCCUGGAGAGUGAGCUGAUGGGUGCUGAGGACGCCAAGAUGGCACUGAUGCAGCAGUCAGAGAACCAGAUGAAAAACCAAGAACACCUGGCCACAGAGUUGGCUGAGCUGACUUCAAAGAUCUCUCUCCUUGAGGACGCCAAAAAGAAGAAGGAAGAUGAGGCGGCACAGUGGCAACACAAGGCCACCGAGGUGCAGGAGGACCUGGAGAAGACCAAAGAAGAGCUUAAACACAAAGUGAUGGCCACUCACGUUCAGGAGCCCCUCAACGCAGAAAACGAGCACGACGAGAAUGACGAGAGCAGCGCAGAGGCCAGCGCCGAGUUCACAUCUGCUGCCACGUACAAGGACCGCAGUGAAGAGGAGCGCAUGACCGAAGCUGAGAAGAACGAACGUCUGCAGAAACAUCUACUCGCUUUAAGCUCAGAGUUGGCCAACGCUCGGGAUGAGACCAAGAAAACGGUGAAUGACAUCAUCCACGCAGAGAACAUGCGAGCUGGACGAGACAAGUACAAGACCCUCAGACAGAUCCGGUCAGGAAACACCAAACAGCGCAUUGACGAGUUCGAAUGCAUGUGAUGUGACGUACGCAUUCGCCAAUGCAAAAGCCCAUACAGCUGGGCCUUUCUGCCUGGACUGCAGUCCUGCCUCACUCAAGCUGUUUUUUUUCUCUGUGCGCAAAUAAAUCAGAUCCAUAACAUGACGUGGCUGCACAAGCAUAGCACAACGUACAAACAAGGAUCUGGAAAAUUCCAUUUGUUAUCGUUCCUAACUUUGAAUUUAGGCAAGUCACUGGUUGAAAAGGGACAUACUGUAUUUUAUAGUGCAUUCCUCACAAAGGGGUUUAUGUAGCAUUUAUAGUAAUGGGCUCACACCUCAUUCCAUGACACAUUGAGUUAGCAGUUUUGAUUUCUUUAUAUACUUCUGUCACAUUUUUCUAUCGUGAUUUCAAAGACUCAGAGCAAUCCAAAAUUUCAGUGUAAAAGCUUUGCCUAGAAACUUUUUUUCUGCUGAACACAUGUAAGCUGAAUUUUUCAGACAAUGAUAAUUAUCCCACAACUCAUAGUUUUACACACAUAUCAAAUGCACUGUUCAUAAGCAAAAAUAUAUGGAAUGACUGAAGUCUUUGGUUGAAGGAUUCAUAAUGCAGUAUUAUAUUUUGUAAAAUUACAAUUGAUUUACUUUUAUUUGACUCUAUUCAGAAUCUUCCAGCUGUUACAAACAUCACAGUAUUUACACCUGAAUGUGAAAUCAAAGACAAAUGUCUGUUCUUAUGUUUCUUAACACCUUCAACUCAGUUUGCAACUGUAAAGCAUCAGUGUAAAAUUCACUGAAGUAAAUUGUUGAAGAAAAUCCUAAAAAUUAAAUCCACAAUUUAACUUUCGCAUGCAAAAUUAAAAACAAAUUUCAUUUCUGUUACAGAUGCAAAUAUCUAAUGCAAAAUGUUUUUUGUAAAGAAUUAGAUUUUUUUAUCCUACUUACUCUGAGGAACAGAUUUUAAAUUGUUGUCAUCAGAUCAAUGCAACAUUCAGUUAAAAAGGUUUGAAGUUGAUUUUAACUUUACCAUAGAUGUGUGACUCUUAUUUUACAUUUUAGGAUCUGCUCAUUAGUGAAACGUUUGUUUGAUAAAGAAACACAUUUUAAUCUUUUGCAUUGAUGCAACCAGCCCCACAGAAGGAAUUACACUGUAACACCAGUUGUUAAGUUGGGUUUUGUGAAUGAGCAAAUGCCAAGAAAGUUUUAAAAGUUGGAGUUCAGUUUUAAAUGCUCAACUAUGUUUUUUUUCUCAAAAUCUUCCAAGAAUUUGAUACAUAAAAUAAAAAAUAACUUCAUUUAACAUGCACUGGAAAACUUUAGAAAACUGCUAUCCUUUAAGGGCACUAUUUCCAAUGCAUGCAUUAUUGAUUAUUGGUAUACUGUGUGUAUUUAAUUGCAUUUGUGUAUUUUGUAAUUGGGAUUUUUCAGAUAUGAUAAAGGUGCAAAAAAGGACUCCUCUGAGGAUAUUUUUGUAUGAUCAGAGUCUUGAAGUAUUUCAGUCAGAGGUGAAAGUUUUUGAUUCAAAAUGAAAAGCAUUUUGAAAAUAGUAUUUUAUUAUUAGGUCAAUGAACAGCCCAGUGCUGCGGCUGGAAGCUGAUGGAACAAGUCUGUGACAUGACUCGUGAAAUGCCUGAUGCCACAGGAAUUCCUGUUUCUGGUAUAUUGAUUGAAAGGUAAUAUAAUGUACCAAAAUACCAUUUUGCAUGAAAACUGAACAUUUCUUUGUGCCAUUCAUUUUUGGCAUUCAGCCACGUAAAUAAUUUAGCUUGUUCAUAGAUUUUUAGAAUUUAGUGUUUGAGAUUUAUUUACACUAUUUUGCAAAGGUCAAAGUAUUUUAGUGAUAAAUAAUUUGAAUGUCUGUUAUUGAAUCAACAUCUGUCAUUUGUACCAGGAUGCAUUUUUGAUAUCCAGUGUCUUUGCGUGUAAUUAUGUGCAGUAGUUCAUGUAUCAGCCAUGAAAUGUAAACAUGUAGUUGUUGCUGUUAUGGGACACCUCUGUCUCUGUGUGUGUCUCUGCUUUCGACAAUAAGUUUCUAUGAUGCUGCACUGAAUGAUUUACCGUGUGUCCUAAGCCUUCCUCUAACAGUCUCAGAGUGUCAUUUGGACUCCAGUCACCACGAGUGGAAAAGAAAUGUAAUAAAACAUGCUACUCAAUAUCUUGAAUCAAAAAACGGACUGAAACAUAAUGAAUACAGUAAAUUGACAGACAGUGCCUUGCCCAGGUUAUUCAUCAGAUCUUGCUGCUUAAUAGUCUUUCUUUCAUAAAAGAAUAAAAGUCAGAUUAAACUGA
Messenger RNA from Paralichthys olivaceus (Japanese flounder), 4449 nucleotides. RefSeq names its product moesin a (gene msna). The record is from RefSeq and is a predicted model, not a curated record. Gene Ontology annotation, cellular component: plasma membrane; cytoskeleton; filopodium. Lineage: Eukaryota; Metazoa; Chordata; Actinopteri; Pleuronectiformes; Paralichthyidae. Gene Ontology annotation, biological process: regulation of cell shape; positive regulation of early endosome to late endosome transport; positive regulation of protein localization to early endosome. Gene Ontology annotation, molecular function: actin binding; cell adhesion molecule binding.